This is a messenger RNA of Octopus bimaculoides (California two-spot octopus), 3334 nucleotides long. RefSeq lists its product as uncharacterized. Gene Ontology annotation, biological process: regulation of DNA-templated transcription. The record is from RefSeq and is a predicted model, not a curated record. Lineage: Eukaryota; Metazoa; Mollusca; Cephalopoda; Octopoda; Octopodidae. Gene Ontology annotation, molecular function: RNA polymerase II cis-regulatory region sequence-specific DNA binding; DNA-binding transcription factor activity, RNA polymerase II-specific.
UUCAUUUCGCGGAUAAGGUAUUUAUAUUUGAGUGCAAACAUAAGAAUGGGAAAAGAUAUUUCUUUCAGACACAGUAAUCACAUAAAUGUGAAAACAGCAACAUGAGUAAAAGACAUUUCUUUUAAGAAUACUAAUUAUUUUGCACUGGAAAUAAAUAACAACUUCGUGAAAGAAGAAUUUCCAUGUCUUGACUUUCAUAGAGAGGAUAGUACUUCCAAAUUGAAAUGAUCUCUAUUGCUGGAAAUAUCCUUUAAAUAAUUAAUUUACAAAACAUGAAUAGAAAUUACUGUAUUUUAACGUGUAUAAGGAACCCCCUAAUUUUGGGAGUUUAAAAUUUGGAAAAAAAAUGGUUUUGUAAGGGAUUAUAAUACUAUCUAUGUGUAAGGAACUCCCAUAUUUUCUGAACCUAAUUUUUGACAAAUAAAGGGGGCGGAGGUAAAGAAACGUACACCACCCAUUUUCGGCGUAACAAAAACCCUAAACACCGUAUUCUUUGUACGUAUUCUUUACUUUCACCAAAAAAGGUUUCCAUAUACACGUUAAAAUACGGUAAUUGAAUGGUGUAUUAACAUAUCUGUAGCGAGACACGAAGAGAUCUCUUUUGUUGCUGUGGCUUAGUUUAGUUGUGCUUCGGCAGACUCCAGUCAUUCAAAGCUGGAGGCGUAAUAAUACAAGUAGUAAUUUCCGCUUAGUAACAUUGCGUUCGUUUUUUUUUUUGAAUGGUCGGCAAUCAUGGAUUUGACGGCUUUCAGGAAUCGUUGAUUUGUUUAACAUGUCAUAUUUUGUGUCACCACCAAUUACUCGCAACUCAUUUGAUGAACAUCAACUUCCACUCUACUUCAUAUAAACCUCAGUGCAUAUAAAUAUCAGAUGACAUUGGCAUUAAAGCUAUAGCAUCAAUAUAUAUUGACAUUUACUGACAAAAGGAAGAUUUUAUACAGAAGAACUACAACUCCAUUGCAAUAAAUUUACUGAGAGUUAGUUCUUCGGAGUGAGACAUUGCUAAUCGUUGCCUACAAGGUGCAUGAAAUGAUUUUAUAUUCCAUCUAAAUUUGAACAGAUUUUUUAAUGAAUUUGCUACUGUUUUCUGAUACCAACUGAGAUAACAAUUGAUGGAACUAUUGCAGUAGAAGGAUUUUCAUCAGUGCAGUAAUAAAUAGCGAAAACAAUAUCAAUAUAAUUGGUUGUGUAAAAAGAAAUAUUAAAGAAGAAUGGAUUUUCCUGAACAACUACCAAAGGAGGUGAGAAAAGCAUCAUACCCCUGUGAUAUCUGUCAAAAGUCAUUUUCUCUAAAAAGUAGUCUUAUUAAUCAUAAAAUUGUUCACAGAGGAGAGAAACCGUUUCAAUGUGAUACCUGUGAUAAAUCAUUCUCUCGAUUACAAACCUUAAUUAAUCAUAAACACAUACAUACAGGAGAAAGGCCAUAUGGAUGUGAUAUCUGUAGCAAAUCAUUCACUCUAAAAAGUCACUUAGAAGAUCAUAAACAUACUCAUACUGGUGAAAAACCAUAUCAGUGUGACAUCUGUGGUAAAUCAUUCACUGCAAAACGCACAUUAACAGCACAUAGUCGUAUACAUACAGGAGAGAAAGCGCAUAACUGUGAUAUCUGUGAUAAGUCAUUCACUCAAAAAAGUGACUUAGAAGAUCAUAAACGUACUCAUACUGGUGAAGAACCAUAUCAGUGUGAUAUCUGUGAUAAAUCAUUCUCUCGAAUACAAGCCUUAGUUACUCACAAACACAUCCAUAAAAGAGAAAAAUCAUCUAAAACCUAUGGUAAAUCAUUGACUGUAAGAAGUCUUUUGGAAGAUCAUAAACAUAUUCCUACAGGUGAAAAACCAUAUCAGUGUGAUAUCUGUGGUGAAUCAUUCUCUGCCAAACGCACAUUAACUGGACAUAGGCGUAAACAUACAGGAGAGAAAGCGCAUAAGUGUGAUAUUUGUGGUAAAUCAUUCUCCCGUACAGAUCAUUUAAUUACUCACAAACGCAUCCAUACAGGAGAAAGGCCAUAUGGAUGUGAUAUCUGUGGUAAAUCAUUCUCUCUAAGAAGUCACUUAGACAGUCACAAGCGUACUCAUACAGGUGAAAAACCAUAUCAUUGUGGUAUCUGUGAUAAAUCAUUCUCUUGGACUGAUGGCCUAACUCGACACAUACGUAGUCACACGGGUGAGAAACCAUAUCAGUGUAAUAUUUGUGGUGAAUCCUUCUCAGACAGAGGUAAUUUAGCUAAACACAAGUUAAUUCAUACAGGAGAGAAGUCAUAUCGCUGUGAUAUCUGUGGUAAAUCAUUCUUUCAAAAAGUACAUUUAUAUUCUCACAUACGUAUGCACACUGGAGAGAAGCCAUUUCACUGUGAUAUCUGUGGUAAAUCAUUCUCUUAUGGAACAGGAUUAACUGUUCACAAACGUAUUCACACAGGAGAAAAGCCAUACAACUGUGAUACCUGUGGUAAAUCAUUUUCUCGAAGAUCUGGCCUAAUUAGCCAUGUAUAUAUUCAUAUAGGUGAGAAGCCAUAUCACUGUGAUAUCUGUGGAAAAUCAUUCUCUCUUAGUACUGUCUUAAUUAGACACAAGCGUAUUCAUACAGAAGAGAAGUCAUAUCACUGUGAAACUUGUGGUAAAUCGUUUUUGCGAAAAGCACAUUUAUAUUCUCACAUACGUAUUCAUACUGGAGAGAAACCAUAUCACUGUGAUAUCUGUGGUAAGUCAUUCUCUUAUGGAAGAGGAUUAACAGUUCACAAACGUAUUCACACAGGAGAGCCAUAGAAGUAUGGUAAAUUGUUGUCUCAAGGAUCUGGCCUGAUUAACCACGUACCUAUUCAUACAGGUGAAAAGCCAUAUCAUUGUGAUAGAUCAUUCUCUCAAACAGGAGAGAUGCCCUAUCAGUGUGGUAUUUGCAGUAAAUAUUUCUGUGAAAAUAGUGAUGUAACUAAGCACAAUUGCAUUCAUACAACAGAAUAUACCAUUGUAAUGUACGUGUUUAUUCUAAAGAAAAAGCAUAUCACAGUGAUAUUUGGAGAGAAAUUCUUUGUAACAAAUGACUCAUCUAUGUAUAAAGAUACAUUUUGUGAAGUGGGUGAUAAAUGAACAAACAGCAGCAGUUUUGGUUCUACAAUAAAAUACAUCCAAUACAAUGAAAUUGAUGAUAUGUCAGGCAGUCAUGAAAACUAUCCACCAAAAGUGGAAAAUAGAAGUGAAAUGUUUUUCCUGACUCAUGAAAGACUUGGAAUGAGCUUUCCUUUUUGUUAUGGUAGCAAUAAUUAAUUCAUUAAAUAUACUGCAUUGGUUAUUGAUUGAUUAGCUGUUAUUAAAAUGACUUGUGUUUUAACAGGGUCAAA